UGUCGGGAGUUGUAGUUGACGUUCGGACUUGAUCUAUGUUCUCUCGCGGAUUUUCUUCUCGGCAGCAAAAGCCGGGCCAUGGCGGCUGCGGCCAACUCGGGCGGCCGGUCCAAGGUGGCGCCCAGCGUAGAUUUUGAUCAUAGCUGCUCCGACAGCGUCGAAUACUUGACUUUGAAUUUCGGGCCUUUCGAGACGGUGCACCGGUGGCGCCGCCUCCCGCCCUGCGAUGAAUUUGUCGGGGCUCGCCGUAGCAAACACACCGUGGUGGCUUAUCGAGAUGCCAUCUACGUAUUUGGUGGGGAUAACGGGAAAACUAUGUUGAAUGACCUGUUAAGAUUUGAUGUGAAGGACUGCUCUUGGUGCAGGGCUUUUACUACUGGGACUGCACCAGCACCAAGGUAUCACCACUCAGCAGUCGUUUCUGGAAGCAGCAUGUUUGUAUUUGGUGGCUACACUGGAGAUAUAUAUUCCAAUUCCAACUUGAAGAACAAAAAUGAUCUUUUUGAGUAUAAACUUGCAACAGGCCAAUGGACUGAAUGGAAGAUUGAAGGAAGAUUACCAGUUGCCCGGUCAGCUCAUGGUGCAACCGUCUAUAGUGAUAAAUUGUGGAUCUUUGCAGGAUAUGAUGGAAAUGCACGAUUAAAUGAUAUGUGGACUAUUAGUUUACAAGACAGAGAUUUAACGUGUUGGGAAGAGAUUAAACAAACUGGUGAGAUUCCUCCUUCAUGCUGUAAUUUUCCUGUAGCUGUCUGCAAAGAAAGGAUGUUUGUUUUUUCUGGCCAGAGUGGAGCAAAGAUUACCAACAAUCUUUUUCAGUUUGAAUUCAAAGAAAAAAUUUGGACACGAAUCCCUACAGAACACUUACUACGGGGCUCUCCACCUCCUCCCCAAAGGAGAUAUGGUCACACAAUGGUUGCUUUUGAUCGUCAUCUCUAUGUGUUUGGUGGCGCUGCAGACAAUACGUUGCCUAAUGAACUUCAUUGCUAUGAUGUUGACUCUCAGACAUGGGAAGUUAUCCAGCAAAGUCCAGAUAGUGAGUUACCAACUGGAAGACUCUUCCAUGCUGCAGCUGUCAUCUGUGAUGCCAUGUAUAUCUUUGGAGGGACAGUGGAUAAUAACAUCAGAAGUGGAGAAAUGUAUAGAUUUCAGUUUUCAUGUUAUCCAAAAUGUACUUUACAUGAUGACUAUGGAAGACUAUGGGAAAACAGGCAAUUCAGUGAUCUAGAAUUUGUGCUUGGGGAGAAAGAAGAGAGGGUCCGAGGGCAUGCAGCUAUUGUCACAGCUCGCUGUAAAUGGCUAAGGAAAAAAAUUACACAGGCAAAAGAAAGGCUGAAACAGAAAUCUAAGCAAGAGAUUAAUGAGGAAGGACAAGAGGCGCCCCAAAAGGAAACGACAGGCAACAAUGUAAAGAUGGGUCGCCUUCAGCCGCUGCUGGAAGUGACAAUCCGGGAAGCUGAAGCUCAACCCUUUGAAGUCCUCAUGCAGUUCCUCUACACAGAUAAAAUCAAAUACCCACGCAAAGGGCAUGUGCAAGAUGUUCUGCUAAUCAUGGAUGUGUACAAGUUGGCUCUUAACUUCAAACUAUCCCGAUUGGAACAACUCUGUGUCCAAUAUAUUGAGGCCUCAGUAGAUCUGCAGAAUGUACUUGUUGUAUGUGAAAAUGCAAACAAACUUCAGCUUGAUCAGCUGAAGGAACACUGUCUGAAUUUUGUGGUAAAAGAAUCGCACUUUAAUCAGGUAAUAAUGAUGAAAGAAUUUGAACAUCUUUCUUCAUCUUUGAUAGUAGAGAUAGUACGAAGAAAGCAGCAACCUCCACUUCGAACACAUUCUGAUCAGCCUCUUGAUAUCGGAACCUCGUUGAUUCAGGAUAUGAAAGCCUAUUUGGAAGGUGCUGGUCUAGAAUUCUGUGAUAUCAUUCUACUGUUAGAUGGCCAUCCAAGACCAGCUCAUAAAGCUAUUCUUGCAGCCCGCUCUAGUUACUUUGAAGCCAUGUUUCGUUCUUUUAUGCCAGAAGAUGGCCAAGUUAAUAUUUCGAUUGGUGAGAUGGUGCCAAGCAAACAAGCAUUUGAAUCUAUGUUACGAUAUAUUUAUUAUGGUGAAGUGAAUAUGCCUCCCGAAGAUUCCCUCUACCUCUUUGCUGCUCCUUAUUAUUAUGGGUUCUAUAAUAAUCGUCUUCAAGCAUAUUGCAAGCAGAAUCUGGAAAUGAAUGUUACUGUGGAAAAUGUGCUUCAGAUUUUAGAGGCAGCUGAUAGGACCCAGGCAUUGGACAUGAAGAGACACUGCCUAUAUAUCAUUGUUCACCAGUUCACCAAGGUAUCCAAGCUGCCAAAUCUUCGGUCUCUCAGUCAACCUCUUCUACUUGACAUCAUAGAAUCAUUAGCAAAUCACAUAUCAGACAAACAGUGUGCUGAGCUUGGAGCAGAUAUUUAAGAUUUUGUUUAUUCUGUAUCUUGCAUAUUUUCUCCUAAAAGGUUACACUCUUCCUAUAUAUAGAUAUUUAAUCUUUGUUAUCAACUCAUGUUGAUAUGUUAAGAAGCCCUGAUGAAGUCAUCUUGUGUGAGAUGAGUGGCCAUAUACAUUUGAUAAAAUAACUACAUAAAUAAAGUAGGAAACCUUUGAAAAUGUAAUGAUACUUUUGACUUUCUAAACAUACAUUUGAGCUGUAUUAUUUGGAUUAUAGGCACGUGAAGGCUACAAAUUGUUAUGUCUGAUAGAUUAUAUAUCUCCAUAGUUAUUGAUGAGUAUUGAUAAUACACUUGAUACAACAUUGUCAGACAAUGUUGCUAAAUUGAAAUUUUCAAGGACUUGUUCAGGCAAUCUCCAAGAAUUGGACACAACUGAAUGGAAUGUUACACAUGUAGACAUAUUGGAUUAUUAAGGUAUGAUUAAGGUAUAGAAAGCAAAGGAAUACUGUUCUUUCCAAACACAGGUUAUGCAGUAAAACAACAAACGUAUUCCUCUUUCUUUAGCAGUACAAUGACUUCUUUUGACAAUCUACAUCCACUCUACAUUAUUUUAUUUUUAAGAUGUCAUCAAAGACUUUCUUCAGAAUACUGUAUUGCAACUUUUGCAGCACUUGUCUCUCUAUGUGUUUCCUAAAAUGUUUAUUGUACUUUUAUUUAUAUUUUUUAUUUAUAUAUAUUAUGAGCUUCCCAGAGUCUUUUGGAUGUUGGGUAGGUCCUAAAUCAAAAUAAAUGAAUUGUAGUAAAUUUAUGAAGUUAUACUAGGUGACAGUAUAGACAUGGAAUCUUAAAAAAACCUUCUCUUUUAAAAUUAACUGCACAUUUCAAAUGCUUUUGUUCUAUAUGUAAUUUGAAAUAUUCACAUAGACAUUGAGUUAGAUGGCAUACAAGUUUAAUAAAUAAUCAUUAUCCUCAUCGUCAUGGAAAACUCCUUAUCAGCAUACUGAUAAGUGUGUUUUAAAAGAUGGAUUCAUUUAUCAACUAAGCCAAAUGAGCACAUUUUGUGCAACUAUGCCAGGGGUCGGCAACCUGUAGCUCUGGAGCUGCAUGUGGCUCUUUCAUCACUCUGCUGUGCUGAACACAACUGUUCAGGAGAAAGGAGGCACAGCCCUGCACAUGUUGGAGGAGGUUUUGGCAUUCAAGCACAAGUUGACAGUGUUUGCCAGAGAUUUAUAGAGAGGUACACUGUCUCACUUCCCCUCUGAGAGAGUUCAAACAAGCUCACAAUAUUAUAAAUUUGGACUAUUUGCAGUCUGCAAUCACCACAAUGCAAACAUCGUUUGGAAAACAAUUCCAUGAAUUCAGAGAAGAAAAAAAGACAUCCUUCCCUGUCACACUCCUGACCAUCGAUCCAUCCCUAUUGAAUAUGACUGCAUUUGCAGGUGUAAGUCAACCUGAUUUUGAGAUGGAACUGGCUAACAGUUGACAAAGAUAUGGGUGUCCAAGUUCAAACACUUGCCAGCCAAUCUUGAAGAUGUUGCCUGUCAGCAGGCCAUUCUUGCUCAGAAUCAUAAAUGGAGUGAUUAUGAAAGCCUUCCCAAACCAGACAAACUUCUGUUCGAAACAUGGAAUAUCAUCCCUGACACUUAUAUGAACACGAAAAAGUAUAUUUGGAGUCCUGUCGAUUUUCGGAUCUAGAUACAUAUGUGAGUAGGUCAUCUCCAACAUGAACUAUAUUAAAAACAAGCAUUGUUCAUGCCUCACAGACAACAGUUUACAAUCCUGUGUGAAGAUGAAGAUGAUGUGCAGAUGCUGUGCAUUGAGGUUCAGGAGCAAAAAUCACAUUAACCCUCC
Thamnophis elegans (Western terrestrial garter snake) is the source of this 4256-nucleotide messenger RNA. It is a transcript of the gene LZTR1, whose product is annotated as leucine zipper like transcription regulator 1. Gene Ontology annotation, molecular function: protein binding. The coding region runs from base 79 to 2430 and encodes 783 amino acids. Gene Ontology annotation, cellular component: Golgi apparatus. The transcript is spliced from 20 exons. The record is from RefSeq and is a predicted model, not a curated record. Lineage: Eukaryota; Metazoa; Chordata; Lepidosauria; Squamata; Natricidae.